Molecule: messenger RNA, 1363 nt
Organism: Aspergillus sclerotioniger CBS 115572
Lineage: Eukaryota; Fungi; Ascomycota; Eurotiomycetes; Eurotiales; Aspergillaceae
Exons: 5
Coding region: 40-1125 (361 amino acids)
Source: RefSeq, a predicted model, not a curated record
CGACCGUCGGACAACUGGCUUCCAUUGCCUGAACUCACAAUGGCCGAGCCCAGUCCUAGUCGAAUGCAUGCCCGAGUUUCAAAGCCAGUAUUUCUAGGUCUUCUGUGGACGUUCACAUGGACCGCGUUCCUCUUCAUCCUGUUCCGUAUCGCUGUCCGAUAUGGUUCCUUCCGACGCCUCUAUUUGGAUGACUUUUUUGUUCUGCUUGCGUGGGUAAUGAUGUUGACUAGCGCCAUCAUCUGGCAGAUUGAGGGGCAGGUGCUGUAUGAUGUAUACGGGAUGGAUGCAGGGAAGCAGCCCUACACCCCUGAUGUUAUCCACAAGUUUGUCAACUUCCUUCGGUUCGUUGGUCCGCUCUCCAUUAUCUUUUACUCAAGUCUAUGGUGCGUCAAGUUUUCCUUUCUGGCCUUCUUCUCCCGACUAGGGUCCAAGAUCAAGAGCCAUCGGAUCUGGUGGAGUGUAGUUUUGUUUGUUACCGUGGCCCUCUGGAUGGUCUCAGUGACGGAUAUAGACUUCAGGUGCAGUUUUGGGAGCCCUGAAUUCUUGUUCACCCAGUGUCCCAACCUUUACCACAUACACUUUCAAUACCGCGUAUUAUGGACUAACUGCGCCGGGGAUGUGCUUACUGAUCUACUGAUCCUCUCAAUCCCGGUUUUUCUCCUCUGGAACACGCGCAUUACAUUCAGAAAAAAGGUUAUCUUACUGAGCGUCUUCUCCGUCACGGUCAUUGUCAUGGUCGUUUCCAUCAUCCGGAUGGCCGUCAACCCCUCCCUCGAUACUCCGUUCGAUAUCUCAUGGUCAUACGUAUGGAGCUUUGUCGAGAUGGGAACCGCAAUCAUUAGCUCAUGCAUGGGGUCCUUCCGUCAACUAUUCGUCACAUCCCAGAACCAACAUCUCUUUCGCAAGGCUGCAUCUCAGAAGCCCCAACACCCGCUCCUUAAUAGCGUGCGGAACCUCUACACGCGCACGCAGUCGGGUCCGGGUGUCGAGGGCGACGUGGAGUCGCAGAAAGGAGCUGUCGGGGCAAACCUUGUCCCGCUUAAUGCUGUCCAUGUGCGCAGCGAUUUCGAUGUUGAGAGCGCGCCAGCUAGUUUGACUCCUUCUCGUGAGAGAGUAUGGGAUUGAUUAAUACACGCCUUCAUACGUCCCCAGUAGUACGGGGUCUGUUUGGUCUGGAGCGAUCAUAUUGGGCUUGGAAUGUGUAUGAAAUCAACACGGGCAUGAUUGCUUCUGAGUCAUACUGCCCAGAGUACUUUACUGGACCAAGCUGUCUGCCGUGAACUGCUGAGGUAUCUUUGAAAGUAGUACUAUGAUAGAUAGACGCUCAAUUCUGAUGAGGUGCUAGCACGACCUCGAAUUCCUC